Molecule: messenger RNA, 2757 nt
Organism: Colletotrichum higginsianum IMI 349063
Lineage: Eukaryota; Fungi; Ascomycota; Sordariomycetes; Glomerellales; Glomerellaceae
Product: C6 finger domain-containing protein
Exons: 7
Coding region: 1-2757 (918 amino acids)
Biological process (GO): DNA-templated transcription; regulation of DNA-templated transcription
Molecular function (GO): DNA binding; DNA-binding transcription factor activity, RNA polymerase II-specific; zinc ion binding
Source: RefSeq, a predicted model, not a curated record
AUGUCCAACGAUCCGUCCGUGAGGCGCAUCUUGCCUCAGAGCUCCCAGAUGGGCAGCUUCUCCUUUGCGCCUCAGCAGUACCCUCAGAGGGAAACCCAGAAGAACUAUGUUUUCGUGGAUGAACACAAUCGCCAUAAACGGCUGAAGGUGAUGAGAGCUUGUGAGGGAUGCAGAAGGAGGAAAAUCAAAUGUGAUGCGGCCACCACCAACACCUGGCCUUGCUCGGCGUGCAUCAGACUCAAACUCCAUUGCGUCCGCCCCAAUGGCCAGUACGAUGGCACCGACACCUACGAGCCUGCCGGGGACGAGUUCGCCGCCGGUUCCUCUCAGAUGCAGUCCGCGUUUCGCCAGCAACCUCCCAUGCAGCAACAGUCCAUGAUGGCCGGUGGUCAAAAGCCCAACCCGUCCAUGUAUGCUGCUCAGGGCGCGUAUUCGGAUCCCAACGUCUUCCCCCCCGUCCACUACUCCGAACAACAGGCGCACCAGCAUAAUAUGCACUACACCACGGUGUCUCCCUCGAUGUCGAUGAUGGAACAGUCUUAUGCCGGCCAAAACGUAUUCCCUACUCCUCCUCUCCAGCAGAGCGCGCGUCCAGAUUCUCCUCCCGACACCUACUCCCAAGACGGGUCCUACCAGCAAUCUGAUUUGGCCGACCUUCUCGGUUCAUUGAAGGUCAACGAGGCAGGCACAGCACCAUACCUGAGGAAUAAAGCCUCUUUCCUUCAUGACGAGGAACCAGCCGUGGAAGAUGCCGAGGACUUCAAGACCGCCCUUCCGGCCAUCAUUUCCGGUCCCGGUCUCAAAAUCCGCAUCCCCCCGGAACUGAUGCCCGAUGAUGAAACUGUCAUGCAUUAUUUCGACUUGUUCUUCAGCCAUGUCCAUCCCUACAUACCUGUUCUAAGCAAGAGCAUGUUCUACCACCAAUGGAAUACCAACCGGGAAUCUGUGUCUCCUCUCAUUCUCGAAGCUCUUUUCGCCAUGGGAGGGAGACUUGCCGAUGAUCCUGCUCAAGGACAGCAAUGGCUAGCCUUGGCAACGAAGCACGCCGACUCUUUCAUGGACGUUCCGAGACUCAGCACCCUCCAGGCCUUGUUACUCAUCCUGAAAGCUAGGGAAGCAGCACCGAAGCGCGGCUAUUACUACCGCUCGUGGAUGACAAUCGUUCAGUGCGUCCAAAUGGGCAAGGAUCUCGGCUUGGACGAGCACUACUCGGAUCACCAGGCAGGACGGCCGUGUGGCUCCUCCUCGCUGGAAUGUCAGAUGAAGAGUAGGAUUUGGCAGACCAUAUUUGUUUGCGAAACCAUGAUUGGGUCUCCUCAAGGCUUGCUAAACGUCAUAGGUCGAACCGAUCUUGCGGUUGAGCUGGACUCCAUCGACUUCAGUGUUCCGCGUCCCAUCCCGGGAGGCGAUGACUCCGAAUAUCACACUACUCGGAACUUCACCUACUUUGCAAGAAUCGUUCGUAACGUCAGCCGCAUGAACACAGCCUACGGCCGCCUGAAGAAGAAGAAGACGAAGGACUGGGGCGUUGAUCCCGAAUUUGUGCAGCUCAACCCGGCCCUCAAUUCUUGGUUGAACGACCUUCCCGCGGAUCUCUCGGUCACUUUCCCCCCGGAUGGUUCCCCGCCAUGGCUUUCGUCGCCAUACAUCGGAAACCUGCACUCCUACUACUACCUGACGUUGAUUCUCCUUCAUCGACCCCAGCUCAAUUUCCUCGAUCCCAAUGGCCAGGAUGGUCAGUGGAAACAGCACAUGAUGAUUUGCUACUCCGCAGCCAAGGCUCUGUGUCGGUUGCAGGAAGCGGUUCUGAAUUCCUUUGGAUUUCCCGGUCUGCAGUGCAUGCUCCGUGGGUUCAGUUUCACCGUAUACUGCGGACUUUGUUGCAUUGUUCUGCACCUGGUGGGUUGCCAUUCUUCAUCUUGUAUCCGUGGAAAUUUUUUUAACUUGGUGGCGUGGCAGGUGGCGGUUGUCUCUCCAGAUCCCGAUUUGAACACUGAUGCCCGCGAGUUCUUCACGCGGCACAUGCGAGUUCUCGAGAAGGUCAUGUCGAUUUGGCCGAUGGCGGAUCUUCAGAAGCAAGUCGAUGCGGUACGCGAAGCGUUUUCUGCUGAUGUCAGGAAACCCUUUGUGCUUAAGCCAAGCUUCCCCUACGGCAGUCCCCAAUCCUCCAACCAUUCCAGCCCUCCCCGGGGCUACAGGCCCGGCAUGGCUCGCGCUGCGUCUUUGGACCAACAGCUGGAUACCCAGAACCUUCAGCACUCCCAAGUCAGUUACACCAGCCAUCCCAUUACACCUCCUAUUUCUGCCGGGCCUGUGGAUACCAAGAGUGACUCGCCUGCUAUACAGUCACUCGUCAUGAUGGCCCACCAAGGUUCCCAAGCGCCGGGGAUGCAACAGUCAAUGCCACUGUCAGACGCGCCGGCCUGGAACCCCGCACGCAUCUUUGAGCAAUGGAACACGUCUUUCGGUACGCCUCAGGUCCAACCACAGCCUUCGACGCUGCCUCCCCAGUCCAAUUCGCUUAGUGUUUCUCCGUCUUCAGGUGCACCCGAAGCCCCGUCUCUACAAGACAUUCAGGCUGUCAACGCCACUCUACCAGUGGUCUCUCAGCAAAUGGCGCAACAGUACUCAGCCGCUCCAGUGCAAACGUUUGUUUCGCCAGCAAUGUGGCAGGAGUCCGUGGCCAGUGUCUACGAAGGCGGUCUCAAGCGGGGCUGGGACUACGAUGGCAGUGGCCCUGUGAUGAAGCGGCGAUGA